Messenger RNA from Prunus avium (sweet cherry), 1278 nucleotides. The record is from RefSeq and is a predicted model, not a curated record. Lineage: Eukaryota; Viridiplantae; Streptophyta; Magnoliopsida; Rosales; Rosaceae.
AUGGCGGUGCAAAAACCACACUCCAAUCCCGCAGUUGACGCUCAACUUAUAAGUGGCACAAAGCUUCAGUCCUUGCGAGUUUUUGCAGCAACAUGGAACGUAGGAGGGAAAUCUCCUGAUUCUCUUGAUAAUGGCCUAAAUCUGGACGAUCUUCUGCAAGUUAAUAAUGAAACAAACAUUUAUGUCUUGGGUUUUCAGGAAACUAUCUCUUUAAAUACUGGAAAUGUGCUAGUUCUAGAAGAUAACAAACCUGCAACAAAAUGGCUUAGCUUAAUCAAUCAGUCACUGAACAAAUCACCAGAUGGGUCUUCAAAAAGCAAAGCCAGUGGUUCACUAUUUUCCUCUAAGCCUUCACUUAAAAAGUUCAGUAAGACUCUAAGGACAGAGAGCAAAAAGAGGUUGAAGAGUUGCAACUGCACGCCAAAUGAAGAUGAUGAAUCAAAUGACUUUGAUAUAUCGGAAAUGUUCAUGCCGUCUAUUAGCGACCACUUGAAGUAUAGCCUUAUAGCUAGUACGCAAUUGGUGGGGAUUUUUAUUACAAUUUGGGCAAGGAAGGAGCACAUACCAUUUGUGAGCCACUUAAAAAUCUCUCGUAUAAAUCGUGGGAUAAUGGGAUGUCUUGGAAACAAGGGCUGUAUUUCUGUACGUUUUUUAUUCCAUCUGACAAGCUUUUGCUUUGUCUGUAAUCACUUAGCAUCCGGUGAGAAAGAGGGGGAUGAGCUCAAGAGAAAUCAGGAUGUGUUAGAGACAAUUAAGAACACUCAGUUUCCUGAUAUUUGCAAAACAACUCAUAGCAGGAUGCCAGAUAACAUUCUAGGACACGAUGUGGUCAUAUGGUUAGCGGAUUUGAAUUACCGUAUUGCUUUGAGCUACUCCAAAACCCGGCAACUUCUGAACAACAAUGAUUUGAAUGCACUUCUUGACAAAGACCAGCUCAAUAUUGAAAAAGAAGCAGAGCGAGUAUUCAAAGGAUGGAAAGAGGGAAAAAUUUGUUUUGCACCUACAUACAAAUACUCGUAUAACUCAGAUGCUUAUUUGGGAGAGACAGAGACAUCCAAAAAAGACAGAAGAACCCCAGCUUGGUGUGAUAGAAUAUUAUGGUACGGAAAUGGGAUUACACAACUUUCUUACAUACGUGGAGAGUCCCAAUUAUCUGACCACCGGCCAGUUUGUGCAACAUUUGCUGUGAAUGUUGUUGUCAAUGAGAACGAGUUGAAGAAGGGAUUACCUAGCUCUACUACGAAUACUGACUUUGAAGAGUUUUUGUGGCACUUUUAA